Molecule: messenger RNA, 1980 nt
Organism: Vigna unguiculata (cowpea)
Lineage: Eukaryota; Viridiplantae; Streptophyta; Magnoliopsida; Fabales; Fabaceae
Source: RefSeq, a predicted model, not a curated record
ACACACCACAACGCAGCACCCACUCACCUAACAUCCACUAAACUCACACAUACAUCUCACUCACGCACACACACGAGGCAUCUCACUCUCCAAAAUCCUCACGCACACCACUCACGCCAGUCAAACACUAUUCACUCAAUCACACACCUCACGCACCUAAACAUCGAAGACACGAACCACUCAGUCACCACAUCACUUACGCACCUAAUGCACACACCAAUUUGGGGAUUUUGGUUUGACUCACCAGCACUCACCACAAAUUCAGGACCCAUGCCUCAUCUUUGAGGGAGGAACGCAUCACGCACACGACGGUUCUCACCAACACAACACAUCUGCUUCUUCUCCACGAAACCCUCACAAACAUAGGGAGAGGCCUCCAUUCACCCCCAAUCUUCAAACAUUGCAAUCCAUUGUCGAGGUCACACUCAUCGAUUGGAGGCGCUGAACUUUCUAUCUGGCAAGCUUCAAUCACCACGGUCACCGACGUCCAUUGUUGAAUAAUUAAUUUCAUGGGAGUCAAUGGAUACCGAAUUUGAAACAAUUGAGGCGAGAAUAACAUCUAUGCUUCCGCAACUCCAAUCUGAGUGUGGCAUUCUACAGAGAAUAGUGUACAAAAAUAAGAACCAGCACCGACGCUCUUCCUAUUUCCAGCGUCUUUUGAAGGUGAGAAGGGAUUUAAGACUUCUGCAAUCAGCAAACUUGGAGGAGCUUGUAACAUCAUGCCUCCAUGUUAUCAAAGGAGAUAAACCUAGACAGAAAAUUAUUCUUUUAGAGAGCUUAAAAAGAAGAAAAUGUGAUGGUGAAAAAAAGCACAAUUUUAUGGAGCGAUUGGUAGGAGCUGCACGCUUAUUAGCUGAGAUGGUUGAACCAAUAUUGAAGGCUGCUUCUGAGAUAUCUGUAUUGUUUGCACAAUCCUUUUUUACGGGAUUUUCUCUGACAAUCAUGGCUUUGCUUGCACGUCUUCGAGUCUUGGUUCAACAAAUAUUACUUGAUGUUGUUUCAUUGUUCAACAUGGUUUCUUCUCUCUCUAUAACCAAACAGUCAACGAAAAUAACUCUUAAUGGAAUUGAGGUUUUUAGAGAUUUCUAUCCUGUUAAUGAUGAUUUUGUUACAUUAGAUUGUGUUUGGGAAUCAGACAAGUUUAUAUUACACGAGAGGACGCAUAAAAGGAAAAAUGAAACUCAAGCCGAGGACUAUAAUGAACAUGCCUCUGUCCAAACUUCAAAUGUGAAUUAUAAUAGUAUUGAAUCUUUUCUCGGGGAAAGCCGUUCUCUAUGUGAAGGUAUGAGGGAAGGUCAUUAUGAUCAGCUUGAGGGAGUGGAAGCUGUUGCUGCCAAAGAUCUCUGUCAUGUAGACAAUAUGAAUACUGAUUUGUCGACUGACUCAUCACAAUUUGACUCUAAGAUAACCAUGUACCAUGAGGAGGGAGAAAAUCAAGACACCACAAAAGCCUCCAUCAAUGAAUCUUCACAGCAAGCUGGUUUGCAUACAUCUUCAAGGUCUUCUACGAAUGAUAAACUCCACUCUAUGCCAAAGAAGGUGGCAUUUGUCUCCGUCAAGAAUCUUACGUCAACUCGAUCCACAUCUUAGUGUCUGUUUGGUUGUUGUUGCACGUUACAGCACUUAGACCAUGUUUCGGCUGAAGCAACAAUUCAUGGCUUCUGCAUAAUAUUUUUUGCUGGAUGGCGUGAAAAUUUGGCCAAAAGUGAGUCAUGAGCUAUUGAUGUUAAGAUAUUUUUCAACUUCAUGGGAGAUUGCGGUGGCCAAACAAGGGAUGAUGCAUGGGAGAUAGGGUCAUGACUAAUGAUCUUUAUUUACUGAUGUAAAUGCAAAGACUAAUUUUAAACAUAACAGGGUAGUUUUAUUCUUUUGAUUUCUUAGCUUUUGAACACUCCUUGGUAGGUAGGAAUCAUAUUUUUUUGGGUCGAGAAGCAUUAAUCAUAUUUUAAAACGAAUUGUCAUUUGAUGGAUUAGGGAAAA